Helianthus annuus (common sunflower) is the source of this 1007-nucleotide messenger RNA. RefSeq lists its product as uncharacterized. The coding region runs from base 279 to 806 and encodes 175 amino acids. The record is from RefSeq and is a predicted model, not a curated record. NCBI's taxonomy places the organism in Eukaryota, Viridiplantae, Streptophyta, Magnoliopsida, Asterales, Asteraceae. The transcript has 3 exons.
UAUUUUUAAGCCCUAACGAACAUUACCGAUGUUAACAUCUUGAAUUUUGACAAUCUGAAAAAAUUUCUGCAACAAAAUCCAGAUGGCAGGGAUGAAGGAUCGAUCCGACGCAACCCCAUAACUCCUGUGCAUGUUCCUUCAUCAUCAUCAUCUUUUGAGCACAUUCAUUGUGUGUGGUAAUCUCAAUUUCAAUUCAAAAACCUCACACACUUUCCAUCAUCACAGCCUCCUGAUGAUCAAUCCAAUUUGAUUUCACUUUUGUUCAAAUUCGAGGAGAGAUGAGGGAUGAGAGUCCCCUACCGGUAUCAACAACAACACAUUCACAUUCAUCUUCAUCCUUAAACAAAAAGGAAACCCUAGAUUCUAGCGUACAUAGAAGAGGCCGCUACAAGUUUUGGAUCCUCUCCGCCAUUCUUCUCCUCGCAUUCUGGUCAAUCUUCACCCUCCAUCUCUCCGUCGCUAAUCUCAACCGUUUAUCCCAUGAAUUCGCCGGCGCUUCUCCUCUUUACGACGAUUUCGACGUUCUUGAGAUUGAGGAGCGAGAGAAGGUGGUGAAGCAAAUGUGGGAUGUGUACACGAAUAGCCGUAGGAUUAAAUUGCCGCGGUUCUGGCAGGAGGCCUUUGUCGCUGCUUAUGAGGAGUUGACAAGCGAUGAGCCUCAAGUUAGAGAAGCUGCCGUAUCCGAGAUUGCUAAGAUGUCCUUGCAUACCAUUGAUGUUUAUCCUCCUGGUCUGCAUUCCACGAAUCUACGAGAAUUAAAUUUAAGGCGAACACAGCAGAACACAGCUGCCCUUCCAUUGCAAUAGGCUAUAACUUGAAGAAAACUGAAGAUUAUGUCCAAGAAAAUAUCACCAUUCUUUUAUACAGGUUGAAUCGACUCAUUAAAUUGCUCAUAUCAUUUUGUAGUUAGCUUAAGGUAGUGUUGAGAAGAUUACAUUAUACCACAGUUCGUAUGCGCUUUACACCAACACUUUGUAUUUAUUUUGAUUUAGGAACCAAUCUUCCAA